AUGAGUUUGCUAUCUGAAAAGUUCAAAUGUAUUUUUCAGGUAUAUGAGUACCUUCUGGAGCGCGAAAAAAUGUGCUUAGUUGAAGAAGACUUCAUGGCACGUUCGCCUUCUACCCCGAAAAUGCGCGGAAUACUAGUCGACUGGCUGAUACAGGUCCACACACGUUUCCAUCUCUUGCCCGAAACGCUCCAUCUCACUAUUUAUCUCCUUGACAUGAUGUUAUCAAGAACGAAGGUUGACAAGGGCGAAUUACAACUGGUUGGAGUUGCAUCCAUGUUGGUUGCGUCUAAAUACGAAGAGAUGUACGCACCGGACAUUCAUGAUUUCGAAUACAUAACGGACAAUGCCUACAGCAAAAAGCAGAUUUUGAAAAUGGAAACGAAGAUUCUUAUAGCGACCGAUUUCGAUCUCUCUCGUCCGCAUUCACUAACAUUUUUACGUUGGUACAGUAAGGAAAUGAAAUUUGGAGUGCGGAUGCAUCAUAUGGCCAAAUUUUUAAUCGAGGUUUGUUUUUUUUUGGAAAAUGUUCGGAAAUACUCAUUAAAAAUUAGUUCGGAAAUACAUCAUACACAGAUGAGUGUUCGAGAGGGACCCGCUAAUGGCUAG
Messenger RNA from Cooperia oncophora, 606 nucleotides. The record is from the annotation of a GenBank genome assembly. NCBI's taxonomy places the organism in Eukaryota, Metazoa, Nematoda, Chromadorea, Rhabditida, Trichostrongylidae.